Messenger RNA from Patiria miniata (bat star), 3524 nucleotides. Its product is annotated as transmembrane protein 26-like. NCBI's taxonomy places the organism in Eukaryota, Metazoa, Echinodermata, Asteroidea, Valvatida, Asterinidae. The transcript has 3 exons. Bases 588 to 2009 code for a protein of 473 amino acids. The record is from RefSeq and is a predicted model, not a curated record.
GCUGGACGAACGUCUCACUCGCCGUUUGCAGAGCGGAAGAGACUAAGUACACGGACCAUCUCGCGUGACGGGCUGAUAGCGAGACAAACUCAACCUUUUCAAGUUCCCUCGUGGAAUAAUAUUUGUUUUCAUGGGUCGAGGCUGCAUGCGCACCGUUCUGCCGGGGCAAGAAGGUGACGACAGGGAUUCAACAGUUUGGAUGUUUUAUCCAUCAGUCGUGGGCGAUGAGCGGUCUUAACAGGAUCAUCCUACUGUGACUUCGCCAAAAGUGACAUUCGGAACGGCAAAUACUUUGCAACCGUUGCGAUAAGCACCGGAAACUUUGUGAAAAAGCGGUAUAACUGGGCUGUGUUCUGCCUUUGUAUUCCUCUCUUUAAUAUAAUUUUUAAAACAAGGAAUCUCUAGACUUUUGAAAUCUUACUUUGUCGAUAGUUCGCUGGCUUUAAUUUUCUUUCAGUGUCGCUUCCGUGAUACAAGUAAUUUGCAGUCACAUACAUCAAUACCUUUACCCGCCAGGGUGUGAAGAAUAACAUCUUUGAAAGAUAUUAAAAGGACCGAGGAGGAAAAAAAAACUCGUGCUCAGCAGAAUGGAAGAGAAGGAAAAGGCCAUGGAUAACGGAAAGGGGCAGGGUAAGAGCAAGACGGACGAGAGGUACUCUGUCGGUCGCAUCUUCACCAUGGCGCAAGGCGUGUUCGUCCGGGUCCUGUUCUCCGUGUCGUCUAUCAUCUCGGUCUGGAGGGUCGCCACGGUCAAGGAGGACCCCACGUGGUGGCUGCUGGUGGCCAUGAACGGACUCCUGUACUUCGAGGCCUACAUCACCUUUCGGUACCGGAAAUCGGGCGAGUGGAAGUGGUUUUGUCCUAGUGUCAUGGUCUACCUGGCUUCUACUGUGCCAGCAAUUUGGAUAUUGGAGCUGCAACUCAUGGAGGAGCGUGUCGAGCUGUCGCUGGCGACAGGCCUGGACGUCUGUCUGGAAUCAGACUCCAUCUACACCAACGGAAGUGCUCUUGGCGGCUUAAUACCCGGAAUAGAGAUUCCACUCUACCUACCAUCACACCUGUGGUCCCUGGCCCUUCAGCAGACGCUCCUGUUUGUUCUCAUCGUAGGGAGAUGGCUACUUCCAAAAGGUUCCCUUACACGAGACCAGCUCUCACAACUCCUUCUGGUCUACAUCGGUAUUGCCGCCGAUAUCUUGGAGUUCUCCACCGAGGGCCUGAAAAUGGAGGAGGUACGGUGCGACUACGAGAUGGUGUUCUGGAUCUUGGCUAUCUGGACCUGGAGCCUGCUGCAGUUCACCCUGGGGCUCACGGCUACAAAGGCCCGGAAGCCCCGCAUGGCCGGCAUCGACGAUGACAAGCCCAAGGUGACCCUGAUGUGCUGCGAGACCGAAGUCUGGGGCCUAAUGACUACCAUCAUUAUGCAGGACGGGCCUUUCCUGGCCAUGAGGCUCUACAUCCUAAUCAAGCUCAACGCCAUCAACCAGAUGAUGAUCUUCUUCACCUGCAAGAACAUGCUGGUCAUGCUGCUCCAGUUCUACCGUCUCUUCGUCAUCUACAUCGAGAAGCCUGGCUACCAUCCGCAGGUCCUGGUGCAGACUAUAAUCCGAUAUCACUCCCGGAGGGAUCGGGGGAGCACAUCCCCUACACACCGCCCAAGAAAACCUCGAUCCAGGCACUUGGAGGUACAUGACAUCCACGACGCACCUCCAGGGCAGAGUCUACCACUGCUCCCGACCAUCUCAGAAAAGGCGCCCUCCUCACCGCCUUCAUUCGGAGCAGAUGCCGAAGCAGGUUAUUUCUCCCUGGACGUCCCCCAGCUACCACCACUCAUGAAGAAGACCAAGAACGUAAGGCCAAGACAUACAACGGAGCCCCGCAGCGUGCCUCGCGUCGCAGAUGAGCCGACCAAUCACCUUUACGACUCUGUUGGAGACGGUAGCAGCACCGAACCUUUAGUCCGAAAAUACCCGCCAUCUCCAGCUCGGAUAGUGACUUUUGAUGACAUCUAAUUAUAUCGGGAACAUUUUUCGAAAAUGAAUCUUGAACACCAUGAAUAUCUAUUCAUAAGAUGGAACUGCGUCGGGUGAACCACGAAUACCAAGUGCAUUCUCAUUGUGCAUUAUUUAUGUCGAGGGUGUGUGCGUUUUUUUGUUACAAAUCAGUUCUUGAUGGUUGUAGUGAUAUCUGAUUAUUAUGUCAGUCGUAGUCAUGCCUUAUGUGCUUGUGUUAAGUGCUUCUUUUUCAAGUCUUGACACAAGAUAAAAUGUGUACCACUAGCAAUAAUCUUUUAGUUACACCUCGAUACCUGAUCAGUCAUUGCUGAUUCCUAGACACCUUGCCGAAUUUUCCAGAGAUUAUCAUCGUUGGUUUUUAUCAUCAUUGAAAAUAAUUGUAGAAACAAUUAGUCCUCCAUGUGAUUUUAAAGUAGACCUAGUAGUGCAUUUUUGUUGUAGCUAUUACACCGAGAGACGAAAUUGGGAGAGGGCAGAUACAACAAUAAAGCCUUUCACAUGUGAUCUUCGCAUACAAUAAUUUAAGCAUUUUAAAUGAUACCUAGCCAAUCCUAAAGAUUUAAUCACCCAUAAAUACAGUUGAAGAGACGUCAUGAUUAUAAUGCAAAUUGAAUGUCCUGCUGCUAAAAAUCUUUUUAUUUUGUUUGGGACACAGGCUUGGAACAACUUGGCACCCAAUGUAAAACUGGCAAAUGAUCUCGCGUCCUUUAAAACGCUGUGCUGGGCAAAUAAAUAGAUGAUAGUUACAGAUGUAUGGGGAUUUGUUUAUGGUUCAUGGGAAGUGGUGUGGGUUGUAUAUAUGGUUUGUAUUUUAAGAACAGUUGCCUUCUUAUGGACUAGGGACAAUCGAUAGUUCACUCUCUAAUAUUUAACAAGCUAAUGUCUUUUUUUUUAUUCAGGAUUAAUGUUCCAUUUUAAAUCUUUUUAACUAUAUCGUCUGUUUUAAUCAAUGGUUUUAAUUUUGUGGGGUUUUAAUUCCUGGGGUUAUUUUAUGGUAAUGUUUUCAUUAUGAUUUUCAUUGUGUGUGUUGGUUCUUUUUUUCCCGUUAUUAUAUCAUGUUAUCAUGUUUUUAUGUAAUUUAGGGCCCCCAGGGAGAACAGUUCAUUGACAACUGAUGGGGCUACCCUGAUAAAAUAAAACGAAAUAAAUAAAUAAAUAAAUAAAAUACAAUAACGCCUCGAUGGAAGGUUGACACCCAAUCAUCCUGUCUAAGUGAUACUUCGGCGAUAAACACUAGCUUUUGUGGAUGGGGCUGGUAUUGUAGGAUUUAAUAAUGCGUUAUUUUAUGUAGAGAGCAAGUUGGUUUAUUGUGAACUUUGUGGGAUUGUGCUAAAACUAAAUAACUUCCGCUCUCGGACAGUAAGGUUUACCUCAUGUAAAGAUCUUGGGGGAAAAUCGUUCCUCUUUUUGUGAAUCUGUACUUUGGUAAUUGUGUAGCAUUUUAUGAUAUUGUAGCAACCAGUGUUGUUGUACUUGCCCUCGGUUCUCGUAGUCAAGUACAACUCAAGUACA